Wasmannia auropunctata (little fire ant) is the source of this 783-nucleotide messenger RNA. Its product is annotated as paired box protein Pax-1-like. Gene Ontology annotation, molecular function: DNA-binding transcription factor activity, RNA polymerase II-specific; RNA polymerase II cis-regulatory region sequence-specific DNA binding. The transcript has 2 exons. The coding region runs from base 1 to 666 and encodes 221 amino acids. The record is from RefSeq and is a predicted model, not a curated record. Gene Ontology annotation, biological process: regulation of transcription by RNA polymerase II; anatomical structure development. NCBI's taxonomy places the organism in Eukaryota, Metazoa, Arthropoda, Insecta, Hymenoptera, Formicidae.
AUGGUAAAAAAUCAAAACACGAAGUCACAUUUUGAUGAAAAUAGCAGUACUGAAAUUGGGGUACAGCAACAAUCACAACAGCAGCAACAUCAACAACAAUAUGGAGAAGUAAAUCAAUUAGGCGGUGUAUUCGUCAAUGGAAGACCACUUCCUAAUGCUGUCAGAUUGAGAAUAGUUGAGCUUGCACAAUUGGGUAUAAGACCAUGCGAUAUCUCGCGACAAUUACGCGUCAGUCACGGGUGUGUCAGUAAAAUACUAGCACGCUAUCACGAAACGGGUAGUAUUCUGCCGGGCGCAAUUGGUGGCAGCAAACCACGUGUGACUACACCAAAAGUUGUGCAAUAUAUUAAACAGUUAAAAUUAAAAGAUCCAGGAAUUUUUGCUUGGGAAAUCAGAGAUCGACUGUUAUCUGAUGGUGUUUGCGACAAAUAUAAUGUUCCAUCAGUGUCCAGUAUAUCAAGGAUAUUAAGAAAUAAAGUUGGCACAACGACAACUAUGCAUCAUCAUUCACAUCACUCAGCUCAUCAUCAUCACCAUCAUCAUCACCAUCUUUAUGCAGCCGCAGCAGCGGCUGGUGCAGCCCUUUGUCCAGUGCCGUAUCCACCGACAUCUUAUCAUCCGACAGCGCCGCCUUCCAUUCCACAUCAUCAUCAUCAUCAAGGUUAGUAUUUUGUGUAUGUUAAUUUGAAGUAUAAAGAUUCCAAAUGAGAAAUUUGUUUACAUGUUUUUAUUAAUUUCUUUUCUGUAAAUUGAUAAAGACUAAAGAAUAAUUUAGUCCAAAUG